GUUCCGUGUGCGUCGGGCGAAUGCGGCGGACAGUGCGCGAUAUCAAACGUGAAAUAAAUGAACAAAUUGAUUAUUAAUAAGCAACAGGAGCCGAUCUCAAUACCGAUCAGGCACCAUCAGGUAACAGUUAACACAACAACAAUACCAACGUUACGUCGUUUAUUCCAAUGUGAUCUGAAUGUGUUUAUGUGUGUGUGUUUUGUGUGUGUUGUGCACGCUCAAAAAGGAGCUGGCGAUAAGCAGAACGAUUAAACAUUUCAAUAAUUAAAAUAAGUGUAUUUCAUUUCGAUAUUGCAUUCAACGGCAGCUCAAGCAAAUUUAAGCAUGUGCUGAAAUUAAACAAACAACAAGCGAAAGAAAGAAAGAAAAGAAACGCGAGCUCAGUUAACGGUGCUUUAAAGCAAUUCCCUUUUUCACUGCCGCUGCAACGAAAUAAACCAAAAACAACAAAAACAACAACAACAACAAGAGCACAAAGCGAGGUGACAGCUCGAUUAUUUGAUAACGGUAGUUCGAUGAUAUAAACGCAGGAGCAAAAGCAAUAAGCGAAACAGGCAAACACCAACAACAAAAACAAAACGAGGAGAGAGGAGCAAGAGAAAGAGAAACGACAACAACAACAACAAAGUGUGCUGUGUAAACUACGUAGAAAGUUAAAAGCUCGCGCAUUAAUUCCGCUAUAAAUCGAAACAAUUUGCCAUCUGCGUUUUGCAAUUAUAAAAGAAAUUUCAAUUUUCAACCGGAGCGCCCAAUUGGAAACCUCGCACUAAUGCAACUCCGAAUGCAUCCGACUAUGGAUUGCAGCGGCCGUUCAAAUAACAAUAUUGAACGCGAUUCCGAUUUGGGUGACGACUUGUCCCACGGCGAUCGCACGGAUGACGAGAUGCGCGACUGCGAUUCCGUCGACGGUGAACAUCAUCAGCUGAGCGCCAAGGCGGCAAUUGCCGCACGUCUCAGUCACACAGUCGCCGGCGGCGCUGGCCUCAACUUUGCCAGUCCCGAGCAGCAAACAGAUCUACCACUCAGCCAUCAUCAUCAACUGCCGCCGAAUCAUCCGCUUAACGCGCUGGGCAGCUUCAUGGGCAUCGGCGGCCUACACAGCAUUCCAAAUCUCCAGCACAGCGAUGUUCUCGAGAAGCUCAAGAUGCAAGUGCGAGACAUGAAAGUGGGUCUCAUGGAACAGGACUAUGCAGCAGCGGCACAUGCGGCCGCCUUUGGCGCCAAUAUGCUGCCCACAACGAUUAGCACGGCCUUUCCGCUGCCGCACAAUUCGGUGGCAGCGGCCGCGGCAGCUGCAUCCUUUGGCCAUGCGGCCAAUGUGUCCGUGCCGCCCGCCGCCAGCAACGGCGCCAGCUACAAUGGUGCAACUCUUGGCACAGGAUCAGCUGCAGCAAUGGGCAGCGCCGGCGCCGGCAACAAUAAUGGAGUUAGCAGCGGCACAGGUGGAGGCAGCGCCGUUAACAACAACAACAACGGCAGCAGCAGCAACAACACGAAUGCGGCAGGCAAUGCUGGUGGCAACAACAACAGCAACAACAACAACAGCAACAACGGCAGCAACAACAACAAUGCCGGCAAUGGGCAUCCCUUCUCGUUUGCAUCGCCGACAGCGCCGAGCGCCAAAGAAGCGCGCCACUUUGCAGCUAAUUCCGCAUCAAAUUCAUCGACGUCCAGCGAGGCAUCCAAUUCAUCGCAGCAGAAUAAUGGCUGGAGCUUUGAAGAGCAGUACAAACAAGUCAGACAGCUCUAUGAAAUCAAUGAUGAUCCCAAGCGCAAGGAGUUUCUCGAUGAUUUGUUCUCGUUUAUGCAAAAGCGCGGCACGCCCAUCAAUCGGCUGCCCAUAAUGGCCAAAUCGGUGCUGGAUCUGUAUGAGCUAUACAAUCUGGUGAUAGCCCGCGGCGGCCUUGUCGAUGUCAUCAACAAGAAGCUCUGGCAGGAGAUAAUCAAGGGGCUGCAUCUGCCGUCGAGCAUCACCAGUGCCGCCUUCACGCUGCGCACACAAUACAUGAAGUAUCUGUACCCUUACGAGUGCGAGAAGAAGAACCUGAGCACACCCGCCGAGCUGCAGGCGGCCAUUGAUGGCAAUCGGCGCGAAGGACGCCGCUCCAGCUACGGCCAAUACGAGGCCAUGCACAACCAGAUGCCGCUGACGCCCAUUUCGCGACCCCCGCUGCCGGGUGGCAUGCAACAGAUGUCACCCUUGGCGCUGGUCACACACGCCGCAGCGGCCAACAAUCAGCAGGCGCAGGCAGCGGCGGCCGCCGCAGCCGCGCACCGCCGUCUGAUGGGCGGUCCGCCAUUUGGCCAGAUGCCCAAUCUGGUCACACAGGAGAUUGAGAAUCGCAUGAUGGAGUAUCUGCAGCUGAUACAGGCCAAGAAGGAGCAGAGCGCGCCAGUGCUGCCACACAACCAUCAGCAGCAGCAGCAGCAGCAACAGUCGCUGCAUCAUCACCAACAACAACAACAACAACAACAGCAGCAGCAGCAACGGCAGCGCUCACAAAGUCCCGAGCUGAGCACGCGCGAUGCGCUGAGUGCACAGGUGGCGCUUUGGCAUAUGUACCACAAUAGCAGUCCAACCGGUUCGGCGCACACCUCACCACAGCAACGCGAAGCUCUGAACCUCUCGGACUCGCCGCCAACUCUCAAUCUGAACCACAUAAAACGUGAACGCGAACGCGAUCCGACGCCUGAGCCGGCGGAUCAGGAGGAUGCACCGCAUCAGCCGCCGCCGGCGAAACGGGUGGGCAGCGGCCUGAUGCCGCCCGGUUUCCCGGCAAACUUUUACUUGAAUCCACACAACAUGGCCGCCGUAGCUGCCGCCGCGGGCUUCCACCACCAACAGGCCAACAGCAACAGCCACCAUCAGCUGCAUCAGCAGCACCAGCAACUGCAGCAGCAACAGCAGCAGGAUGCCGCGUCUGACGGCGAGCCAGAGGAUGACUAUGCCAAUGCGGAGCACAAUACCACCGGCAAUUCGUCCUCCUUGCACGACGACAGCGAGCCCCAGCAGCUGAACGGGCACCACCACCACCAUCUGCAUCACCACCACCAGCACCACCAUCAUUCGCAUCAUCAGAACCAUCUGGACAAGUCGGAUGACUCGGCCAUUGAGAACUCACCCAGCACUUCCACAACAGCAUCGGCUUCGGGCGGCGGCCAUCGUCACAGCUCGCCGGUGUCCACCAAGAAGAAGAGCAGCGGCAGCAAGGCGCAGUCCAGUUCGAAGGACGGCAGCUGCACAGCUGAAGGGGGCGGCGGCAGCGGCAGUGGUAGCAGCAGCGGGGGCAUAACCGGAGCCGGCGUUAAGCUGAAUCCCCUCGAGACACUCAGCCUGCUGUCGGGCAUGCAGUUUCAAGUGGCACGGAAUGGCACCGGCGCAAACGGCGAACAGCAGCUGAUUGUCAAUCUGGAGCUGAACGGCAUUAAGUACUCGGGUGUGCUGGUGGCCAAUGCAGCAGCCGGGCCCGAGCAGAGCGAGCAGCCGGACACAGAUGCAGACGCCGAGACGCCCACAGCUGCCGAGGAGCCGGCGCACGACGAGGCCGCCCACGAUGCCAGCCAGGAGUGUAGCCAGAACGAGGCAAUCGACGAGGAGGAGGAGGAGGAGGACGACGAGCAUACGCAGCAGCAGCAGCACACGGAGGAUAUUGUGAAUGGCAGCAGUGCGGUCGGUGUGGGCGCGGGUGUGGGUGUGAGUGUGGGCGUUGGGUUGGGCUCGGUGGGCGUGUCCCUGCUAAAAGAUGCGGUGGUCAGCUCGUAAAGGGCAAGUGGUCAAGGAAAAAGUAUACAAAAGAAAAAGGAAUACCAAAGUCAUAUUUUUGAGAAAAAUAAAAAACACACACACACACGCAGCAUCAACCAAUGUAUAUAGACACACACACACACACAGAGAGAGAGAAAGGAGCUAACGAGUCCUGGCUGGAGCUGAAAAUGUUGUUGUGUGCGACGGACGCGAACUCAGCGAGUAAAACAACUCGUCGCGAACAGUACAAAGUAGAGCGAGUAUUGCCGCCAGCGAGUUGUGCACUCGCUGCGUUCGCAGGCGUCUUGGGUUUAGCUGUAAGCAGCGAGCAGCGAGUAGCGAGUAACGAGUAGCGAGCGACGAGCAGCGAGUGAUUCAUGUGUGUGAACUCGUUAGCCUGGCUAAAACAAAAGUGCAUCCCACAUAGCAGUUACACCCAAAACAAACAUAAAACCAUAUACAAAUAUAUAUACACACACAUAUAUAUAUAUAUAUAUAGCUAUAUAUACGCAUAUAUGAUAUAUCGAUUAGUUCUAUUCAUUUUCCACACUUUGCAUAAAAGACAAGCCUGCGAGCAUUGUAUUUAUUUAUAGGCCCUAGUUAUAAGCAGCUGCAACAAUUAUAAACAAAAACAUCAACAACAAAAUAUUACAAUUAUAAUAAUAAUAGAUUUGAUUAGUUGUUAGGGUGCCCAAGGUAACGACACGCCCACCUACACACACACCUACCACCCUCCCACGCCCACACGCCCACACGUCGCCCUGUUUUAGCGAGCAAUUUCAUUAGAUUUGUCGUUUGUUAAAAAAUUCUCUUUGCUCAGUUUAAUUUCUUUUUUAAAUUGUGUUAAGCUGCAAAGCUUGUGUACAUAUCAAUAAUUGCUAUGUAGUAGUAAAUAUCACCCCAUAUAUAUAUAUAUAUAUAUAUAUACAUAUAAAUAUAUAUGUACUUUAUCUUUAUGUAAUUCUAAGUGAAUAUUCACACACACACACACACACUUGCAUUUUGACCACAUGAAUAGCCCAUUAACCUUAAAGCAUAGCAUAUAGACAUAAAUACAAUUAUGAGCCUAAAGCAUAAAGCAUAUAUAGAUACACA
This is a messenger RNA of Drosophila montana, 4840 nucleotides long. RefSeq names its product retained (gene retn). The record is from RefSeq and is a predicted model, not a curated record. Gene Ontology annotation, biological process: regulation of transcription by RNA polymerase II. Gene Ontology annotation, molecular function: DNA binding. Lineage: Eukaryota; Metazoa; Arthropoda; Insecta; Diptera; Drosophilidae. Gene Ontology annotation, cellular component: nucleus. The transcript has 11 exons. The coding region runs from base 770 to 3763 and encodes 997 amino acids.